This is a messenger RNA of Drosophila kikkawai, 1021 nucleotides long. RefSeq names its product thioredoxin-related transmembrane protein 1-like. Gene Ontology annotation, cellular component: endomembrane system. Gene Ontology annotation, molecular function: disulfide oxidoreductase activity. Lineage: Eukaryota; Metazoa; Arthropoda; Insecta; Diptera; Drosophilidae. The record is from RefSeq and is a predicted model, not a curated record.
CUAGCAUCCCUUUAAUCUCAACCCCAUUUCCUAUCGAUUUAUCCCAACCAACCUUGGCUUCAAAUACCAAUAAAUUAUCGAUAAACCAAUAUGUUCGGUUUUUCAAGUCAAAAGGAAAUUUUGAAAACUUAGUUUGUCAAAAAUCCCUGGUCUGAAUCUCACGUUGAAAACGAAAACCUAACCUAAAAUGUUUUGCAAAUCCCACCUUGCGGCUGCCUCAGGUGUCCUGCUGUUUCUCCUGGCCGCAGCAUUGGCAGAGCCACCACCACCAACAACACCAGAGCAGACAGACCUGCUGCAGCCUGCUGGCCAGCUCAUUAACCUGGACGAGGACAAUUGGCACCUGAUGCUCCAGGGCGAGUGGAUGAUCGGAUUCUUUGCUCCAUGGUGUGCGGCCUGCAAGGAUAUGGCUGCCCAAUGGAGGCAAUUUGCUCACGUGGCCAUUGGUGUCAACGUUCAGGUGGCCAAAGUGGAUGUCAGUACCUCACCUUCGCUUGCCGCUCGCUUCUUGGUCACCACUUUGCCCACGAUCUAUCAUGUCAAGGAUUACGAGUUCCGGCAGUAUCGCGGUGGAAGAUACGAGGCUGCUCUGCUCCACUUUGUGAAGAAGGAGCUGUGGAAGAGCAUCGAACCGGUGGCUACCUGGAGGAAACCCAACACCUUUCACAUGUCCAUUUUGUUCUAUUUGAGUAAGCUGUCCCACAUAGUGAAUGGCUUUAUGGGGCGCCUGCAGGAGCACGGUCUGCCCAUAUGGGGAUCCUAUAGCGUUAUAGUCAUGGCCACCAUAUUCGUGGGAAUGAGUCUGCGCCUGCUUGGGGAGUUUAUAUAUCCACCCAUAAAUUCACUGCGAAAGAGGUUAUCCGGGACACAAGUGAAUCUUGUCAAGGAAUUGGAGGAUAUGGAAACUGAGGAGAUGGAGGAUGAUGGUAAAGCCGAUGAGAAGGAUCAAAAUGAUCAGCAGGAUAGCGAGGAGGAAGGGGAAGCGGAGGAGGAAGGGGAAGCGGAGGAGGAGGAGGACGAG